Kluyveromyces marxianus DMKU3-1042 is the source of this 1425-nucleotide messenger RNA. It is a transcript of the gene MSY1, whose product is annotated as tyrosine--tRNA ligase MSY1. Bases 1 to 1425 code for a protein of 474 amino acids. Gene Ontology annotation, biological process: tyrosyl-tRNA aminoacylation. Gene Ontology annotation, cellular component: cytosol; mitochondrion. The transcript has a single exon. The record is from RefSeq and is a predicted model, not a curated record. Gene Ontology annotation, molecular function: ATP binding; RNA binding; tyrosine-tRNA ligase activity. Lineage: Eukaryota; Fungi; Ascomycota; Saccharomycetes; Saccharomycetales; Saccharomycetaceae.
AUGUUCGGUGUGCAGAAAUUUACAAUUGUUUCAAAACCUAGUCAUAGGCUAAUAAGCAGGACAUUUUACAGGGCUCUCACUACUAAGAAUGAUAUAUUGCAGAUCCUUCGGGAAAGAGGCCUGAUUCAACAAGUGUCACAACCUGAAUCUGUUCUUACUCAGAAACUACUCAAUGGUGAUAAGAUCAAGUUAUAUUGCGGUGCGGAUCCCACAGCAAAAUCAUUGCAUCUGGGCAACUUAUUGCCUCUAAUGAUUCUUUUGAACUUUUACAUUCGAGGACAUGAUGUAGUGUCUUUAAUUGGGGGUGCCACGGGGAAAGUUGGUGAUCCAAGUGGUAGAAAGACUGAGAGAGAUGUGAUUGAGGAGAAUAAAAGGCAAGAGAACAUCGAACGAAUUGUUUCCCAAUUUAAAAAAUUCUUCACCAACGGUCUUAAAUAUUAUGAAAGCAGGAUGCAAUCCCAGAAUGCAACCGUCGCUUCUCAGGCAGGUGAAGUGUUUUAUAGAAACAAUAUUACCUGGUGGAAGGAUGUUAAAAUGUUGGAUUUCUUAGCCUCAUAUGGGAAGCAUAUUCGUAUUCAGAGCAUGUUAGGACGUGACUCAGUGUCUUCAAGAUUACAGAGUCAGGAUGGUAUUGGCUUCAACGAGUUCACUUACCAGAUCUUGCAAGCUUAUGAUUUCUACCACUUAUAUUCCAAUGAGGAUGUUUCAGUGCAAGUUGGUGGUAACGAUCAAUGGGGGAACAUUACUGCAGGAAUUGACCUCAUAAACAGAAUUUCGCCUCAAUCCCUUAAAACUCGCCCUGCCUUUGGGUUGACGGUGCCUCUUUUGACAACAUCUACCGGAGAAAAAUUUGGUAAGUCCGCUGGUAAUGCAAUCUUUAUUGAUCCGGAAAUUAACUCAGCUUACGAUAUGUACCAAUUUUUUGUUAAUACAACUGACGCAGAUGUUUCCAGAUUCUUGAAAAUAUUCACGCUCUUAUCCAUGGAAUCGAUUCAGGAAAUCAUGCAAAAACAUGAGCAGUCACCAAACGAAAGAUUCGCACAAAAGUGUUUAGCCUUAGAAGUAGUCGAUCUCAUUCAUGGUGUUGGGAAAGGCUUGGAUGCACAAUUUGUGUCUAAAAUUCUAUUUGGCAACUCCUCGGACUUUGCUGACGUCAAGGCCAAUGACUUAAUUAGGGUUUUCACUGAGAAUAGAAUAUUGAACAGAGUGCCAAAAUCUGUAUCUCUUUCUGAUUUAGUAUGUCAGUUGACAGAGUGUUCCAAAAGUGAAUUCAAGAGGAAGGUGAAACAGGGAUCAAUCUACUUGGGCCCUAGUAAGACAAAAGUCACUGACGAUAUUGCUGACUUUUCGCCAUAUAUGCUUGACGAAAAAGUUCUACUAUUGAGAGUGGGUAAACAAAAGUGUUUCGUCGUUGAAUUCGUUUGA